UCGACUUGCCAAGCUGCUCUAAGGCAGAAGCACCAGUCAUUUCUCCAGACUGAGUCGGCCUGUGUGGGCGUUCAGCUGGUUUUCUCCAGCACCUCAAGAAGGCUUUCUUGAUCAAAUUUCUCCAUGGCUUGUAUUGAAAAUGUCCUUGGAGCGCACGCCCCUUCAGCUACAGCAGUAGCUGCGGAAGAACACGCAGACCGGGAGCCGCGGCUGGCUGUGCAGCUCCAGUGUCCGAGUUCCGCGCUACAGGGUAAUUCGGAGUCCUGGGGCCACCCUCGCCUCCCGCUUAGACCUCCCUUCGGUGUGCUGACCGAUCUGGCAAGAGAGCAACUGGAGCGCCCCUCGGAGAGAACAGAAUCCUGCAUUCCUGUCAACUGUUCCAGAGCUCUCAACCCCCUGUACCGGCUACCACCUGCUGCUGAGGAAGAGGCCUUAGCAACAGCAGAAGUAAAUAGCUCUGAGGGGCUGGCAGGCCGGAGGCAGAGGGGACAGGAUUCUAUUCAUGUGUCCCAGGAAUUCUCUGGCGGCCCCCCCGUACUGAUGGUGGGGGGGACGAGGGUUAGCAAUGGGAGCAGUGAGAGAGGUGGGAGUAGUGCAAGGUUAUAUGUGGCUUUGCCUCGGGGUCAAGGAUUCUUUCCAUCCAGGAGCCCCCAAGUAAGAGGCCCUCCACACAUCCCCACCCUUAGAUCGGGGAUAAUGAUGGAGGUGCCUCAAGGAAGUAAGAGAAUGACCAGCAAGGAAAGCUUGGCUCAAGUUUCUUUUCCACCGGGAGGCCCGCGGCACUCGGUGGAGAAUUGGCCAAGGCCUGUUCCCUUGUCAUCCAGCACUCCAGGUGUACCUUCCUGCGCUACUGCUCAUUGCUUCAUUCCUCCUCGACCUCGCAGUUUUAAUCCAUUUCUGGCUAUGCCUAUCGCUUUUGCUCCUCCCCCGCUAUUUGGUCCUCUGAUGCCUUCCUAUUUUGCCAAUUUCCCUUCUUGGGGAAUGCCAGCUCCCGCAUGCUCAAACAGAGAGAACAACUGAUGGCAAAGGAAAAAAAAAAAAAAAAAAAAACGAGGAAAAAUUAACGGUUGUGCAAAGAGGUGAAAGUUACUCAUUUACCUUUUUAUAUUUGAAACCCCUCACACUCUUACACCCUGUUUACCACUGCUGUGCCUUACAUACUGGGAAAUUCA
Molecule: messenger RNA, 1172 nt
Organism: Phacochoerus africanus (Common warthog)
Lineage: Eukaryota; Metazoa; Chordata; Mammalia; Artiodactyla; Suidae
Gene: PRR32
Product: proline rich 32
Exons: 2
Coding region: 124-1020 (298 amino acids)
Source: RefSeq, a predicted model, not a curated record